This is a messenger RNA of Selaginella moellendorffii, 2517 nucleotides long. RefSeq lists its product as uncharacterized. Gene Ontology annotation, biological process: regulation of transcription by RNA polymerase II. NCBI's taxonomy places the organism in Eukaryota, Viridiplantae, Streptophyta, Lycopodiopsida, Selaginellales, Selaginellaceae. The record is from RefSeq and is a predicted model, not a curated record. The coding region runs from base 224 to 2410 and encodes 728 amino acids. Gene Ontology annotation, cellular component: piccolo histone acetyltransferase complex. The transcript is spliced from 6 exons.
GAGGUUUUGGCGAGGAAAAUCUGCGAACCCUAGACUAGGGCUUUAGCUCCGCGCGAUGAAUGCUGCUCCAUUCCAUCGUCCCGCUGUGGAAAUCCCUCGGAAUUUCCAGUCCAGCGCGUGACGAAUCUCCAGCGGCGCGAGCGAUAGAAUAUUUUUUUUCUUGUGAUUUGGAUUACUUCGCCAGGGGAAUGAGCUCUGGGUUGUUGCGCUGCUGAGGAGGACGAUGAAGGCGAGGAAAAGAAAGGACGAGAGGCACCGAAGUGUAUUCGAUGCCAAGCGCCGGAAAACCGAGCCACGGAGAGGGAAGGGAUUACUGGUGCCUCCUCCUCGCGAUAACAAUGCGCUCCUGCCAUGCAAGGAUUUCUUUGGAGCUGGAGGAACAGUUCUAGCGAGCAACGUUCUUCAUCGUUUCCCCGACCACUGCGAGCCAACGUAUCCGAAAAGGCCAAUUCCAACACCUGGAUAUCGUCUCGUCGAUGGCGAAGAAGAGACUAACAGGUAUCGCGAGGAAAGUGAGAGCGAGGAACGAGAGGAAGAACACGAGAGCGAUGACAGGUCUAGCAGUCACCAGGAGGAGAUAGAACUCGAAAGGAGCCCGAGCUUUUCAAACACUAGAGGCUGUGGAAAGGCUAUCUACAAGGGAUUGCUGGAUAAGAACCGGGGAUGUAAUUGCAACGUUCUUGUGGUAGAGUUCGAUCGGGGAUGGAGAGAGUAUGGAGCUACUGUGGAGCUCCACAGUGGUCACAGGGGCUGGUAUCUUUGCGUGCUUCUGCAAGGGGAGACGUUGUUCGUCCAGGAGAUUAGACGAAGGUUUUUCCACUACAGCACCAACGGGUUCUCGGGUUCUUUCAUGUGGAAGGCCGACCAGGGAUGGAUGCUCGAGUUUAAAAACACCAUGCAGCUCAACGCUUUCAAGAGAGUUUUCGAGAAGUGCUAUCAGAAGAACUACAUGCUUGCGGCUUCUCGAAAACUUCCAACUCCAAAGUUCCAGGUCGUGAAAGACUUGGAUACUCGGUGGAGGGGGCCGGCUUUUAUCCGUCCUGCGAAUGGAUACAUUCCGACGCCUGAGGUGAAUCUGGAAACCCGGGUUCUCUACGACAUGGAUUGCGAGGACGAGGAAUGGCUGUCGAACUUGAACGGGAAGGCUGGCGGUUACACGAAGAUCUCGGAGCAGAAGUUCGAGAAGAUGAUGUACACGCUGGAGAAGUAUUCUCAUGAUCGGAACGAGCUCUUGUCAAUCGACGCGGCAAGUGAGGUUUGUCUACACGUUGCGUCGCUGAAGAUCAUUAAGCUCAUCCAUGGCUAUUGGAUUGAGAAGAGACGGAGGAACGGAAUAUCUUUGGUGAGAUAUUUCCAGCCAGAGCGCUGGAAGCAGUACCGGGACUCCUCUAAAAAACAGAAGAGGCAUUUGUUUGCGUUUUGCCUGCCUCCUCGAGGACUUGAAAUUGAGUCUCUACCAGAGACUGUCUCUUUGAGCUCGCCCGUUUUGGAUGCUACUGAUCAAGAUGUUUUAAAUCCAGUUGGCGUGGAGAAUAUCGAGUCUCCUUCACUUCCGGAGGUCUGUGAUGAAGCAUCGGUUCCAUCCGAUGAAAAAGAAGCUGAAAGUAGAGAGCCGGCGCAAACCGACCUCGGCUUUAAGAAGUUUGUGGGGACGAAAGAGGUUCGUCCUCAACCAGGAGAUCUCGUCUGGAAGAAAUACACUGGACGGGCCAAUCCGGAGGAGAUGAAGAAGCUCAAGGUGAUACAUCAGAUGCGACAGUCGGGCAUCAAGCACUUCACCAGACGAAAAAAAGUGCCGCAAAUCUCGAGAUCGAAGUCCUCCAAAUCGCCCAAGUCGCCAUGCAAUGGGAGCCUUACGAACGAGGCUAGUUCUUCGCAGGAAGGGACGUCGGACUUACUGGCACUGGCAGAAGCGGCAACUCUUUCUCCGUAUAGAAAAGAGAGGCCUGCUAGCAGCACCGGCGGAGAAGACACCGAGAUGGAGUCCGAGAUCGAGACUCCGGCUAAAGAAACUCUGGUUGAAAAAACCGUUGAGGCUUCAACGAUUCAGGAGAGAGUGGAUGAGAUGAUCAGGCAGAGGGCGCAACUAGAGAAACUGGCGUUGAAGAAACAGAUGAGCAAGCUCAAGCAGCAGAUGAAGAUGGUGAACCAGCAGCAGCAGCAGCAGCAGCAGCCGCUGGUGGUGGACUCGAGCUUGCCGGAGCUGGAAGAUUUUGGAACCUGGAGCGUAGAAUUCCAGAAAGCGAUCGAGAGGCUCGAGGAGCACAAGAGGAAGAAGCAGCAACUCCAACAGGUCCGGAGCAAGGACCAACAGCGGGUUGUGUCGGUGAGCGUCAAGCGCACCAAUUCAAGAUUUAGCACGCUGUUGCUGGUGGUAGCCAAUUCAGCAGCCGAGGUUGAGAGCUCUUAAACUUACAAAAAGAGAAUGAGAAGAAAUGUAGCGCAAACAAUCCUAGUUUGUAAAACAUACAUAAAAGAAAAAGCCUUUUGUAAUGCAAAAGGUGGUGCAUUGGAAUA